Molecule: messenger RNA, 6212 nt
Organism: Trichechus manatus latirostris (Florida manatee)
Lineage: Eukaryota; Metazoa; Chordata; Mammalia; Sirenia; Trichechidae
Gene: SPICE1
Product: spindle and centriole associated protein 1
Exons: 18
Coding region: 103-2655 (850 amino acids)
Biological process (GO): metaphase chromosome alignment; mitotic spindle assembly; regulation of centriole replication
Cellular component (GO): centrosome; spindle; centriole
Source: RefSeq, a predicted model, not a curated record
AACAUGCCGGAAGCGGCGAGCUGCUUUGGUCUGUGGCGGGCCAGGCGGAUCUGGAUCUUGGAGUUUUUGUGUCCGUGAAGGCGGCGGCUGGGAAACGGCAAGAUGUCGUUUGUCAGAGUGAACCGUUAUGCUCCCCGGGGAGUGGGAAGAAAAGCACUGAAAGUAAAGAAGAAGAAACCUUCAGUGAAGCAAGAAUGGGAUAAUACUGUGAAUGAUCUAACAGUCCAUCGGGCAACUCCUGAAGAUCUGUUGCGUCGUCAUGAAAUACACAAAUCGAAGAAUAGAGCAUUAGCACACUGGGAACUCCAAGAAAAAGCUUUGAAGAGAAAAUGGAGGAAGCAGAAACCAGAAGCUGCCAGUCUUGAGAAAAGGAGGCUGGCUAUCAUGAAGGAGAUUCUUUCUGAUCAAUACCAGAUGCAGGAUGUGUUGGAAAGAUCUGAUCAUUUGAUGGCUGCAGCAAAAGACCUGUUUGUUGAUUUUCCUCGUAGGCGCACAGGGUUUCCGAACGUAACAAUGGCUCCUGAUUCCUCUCAGAGUCCCAUCGUGGUAAACGAAGACCCUGUCACCCAGUCCAUUCUGAGUGAAUCUGUCAUUGACCCUCAGGCUCUUAAUGAAGUAGAUGAUGAACAAAGAGGAGGAACUGUGAAUAGCCAGUCAGAAGAGAGUGAGAAUGAGUUGGAUAGCACCCUAAACUCUGAGUCUAACAAGAAUACAGAUAGGUUUCUUCACCAACUGAAGGAAGAAAAUUCUGAGUUAAUUAAUAAACUGUGGACUGAUAUUCAGCAGAAAACAGCGACACAGUCUUCUGGACCUCCAUUAUCUGCCACACCACCAGCUGCUCUGAACGCUACCAGUGCCGUCAAGAGAAUCCACACCAGGCUUCAGCCUGAAGAAUCUUCUGAGACUCUAGACUCAAGUUAUGUUGUGGGACAAGUGCUGAACCCCAGGAAGCCAAAACAGCUGUUAAAUAAAGUGAAAAGAAAACCGGAUUUGCGUGCUCCUUCCAAGCAGAAGAAAAAUACGUUAUCAACUAGCCCAGCCUCCGCAGAUUUCCGAAAUAACAAUAAUUCCAGCCUGGAUGUCCUCAGACACAUGAUAGAUGAAGUGGAGCAGGAGAUGGAAGAGUAUGAGCGGUGGACGGGACGCGAGGUCCAGGGCCUGCAGGGCGGUCAGGGUCUCACAGGGUUCACUCUGUCCCUGGUGAGCUCCCUCUGCCGCCUGCUUCGCUACCUGCGAGAGAGUGAGUUGCAACUGCGUAAAGAAGUAGAGACAAGGCAGCAACUGGAGCGAGUACUGGUUGACCACCGAGAGCUCAUCGAUGCCCUGACAGCUGAAAUUCUUCUCCUUAGAGAAGAAAAUACUACUGUGCAGGCAAGACUUCAGCAGUAUAUGGUCACAACAGAUGAGCAAAUUAUAUCACUCACACAUGCCAUUAAGAAUUGUCCUGUGAUAAAUAACAACAGAGAAGAAAAUCAAGCAUCAAAAAGGGGAGCCAUGAGUCGAAGAAUUAUGGACAAUCCAGAGGGUCCAGUUGUAAAUGCUGAUGUCUCCAGUCCAUUGAUGUUCAGAGGGGAUGAAGUGGUUGAAUUGCCACAAGAGGAGCUGCCUGUCAAACUGUCUCAGGUGCCAAACCAGCCUGAUAGUGGGACUCUGGCCAGCAGUUUUCCAGCACAGAUGUUUGAGCCAGCUGUGUUGUUAACACCACCCAGGCAGAAGAGCAGCUCCGAGUUCUCUCCUCUGCAGGAUGUAUUGAGGAGGACUGUUCAAACUCGUCCUGCCCCACGCAUUCCUCCAACUGUGGAAAUAAUUGAGAAGGAACAAAAUGGGGAAAAAAAGACCUUCCCUCCUGGUACAGAUGUUCAGAAUUCAAACGAAGAGAAUCGUCUCUUCACUCAGAGGUGGAGGGUUUCUCACAUGGGAGAAGAUUUGGAGAACAAAAACCAGGCUCCUUUUGUCAGUCUGUCACAGCCCCGCUGCAAUUCCCAUUCAAACACCCAGCAGUCAAGAAGCCCUGUGUUCUCAGAUGAGCCUCCAGUAUUGGGAGAUGGGCAACAACUUGGAACAAAUGAGGCCCUGAUACAAAGAAAGGACAUGAUGGCACGAAUUGCUAAGUUGGCACUGCAGAAUUCAGCUAUCAAGGCACAUCUGAAUAAUAUUGGGCCAGGGGGAGAGCGAGGAGAUGGACCUCGGGCGUUAAACAAACAGGAAAGUGCAAGCGACAUGAGUGCCACUUUUCCAGCAGCACAACCUCUAGCAAGUAGCAUGGAGGAACGGAUCGCAGAAUUGAAUCGACAGAGUAUGGAGGCUCGCGGAAAACUGUUGCAGUUGAUAGAGCAGCAGAAACUUGUCUGCUUGAAUUCUACGUCUCUGCUGGGAUCACCUGCUCAGUCACCUCUCAAAGCAUGGACUGAAGGAGGAAAGAGGACGAUUGAGGUAUCUGUUCCAGGAGCAGAAGUCCCAGAAAGCUCAAAAUGUAGCACUCUCUCUCCUACUAGUGGGAUGAAUACAAGGAGAUCUUCAGGGGCUGCUAGUAAUACCUGUUCUCCAUUAGAUACCACCCCAGGAAGUGGACGAUUUGUAUCUCUUAAUCCAAGAGCAAAGAUUGAGAAACAAAAUGAAGAAGGAUGGUUUGCCCUUUCUACCCAUGUGUCAUAAGUGAAGUCAAAUGUUACAGUUUGUCCUCCAGAGUUUAUUCUUGAGCUUGUGCUUCCCUUUCCCUUCUCCUGCUUUCAAGUUUUUAUGUCCUUCUUUCAGAUAAAACCUGCAAAGAUCCUAUUAAUUAGUACUAAUGGAACAAAGAAAUAAAGCAUUUUUUAAAAUUGCUGACCUUUUCAAAUAGGUUUCAUCAAACUUACCUAUAUACAGCUCCCUUUGAAUAAAAUUUUGACUGUAGGGAAAUGAAAGUUUUAUAUUCUAAUAAUUUCUUAGGUAUGUUAAGUGUUUGUUUUUUGUUUUUACUUGAGUAAUACAUUUUUGCCUUUAUCACCUUUUUUCAGAGUUUUGUUUUUUGUCUAUGUAGUGUAUCUUAAAUGUUGAUCUGUUUCAUUUUUAUUUUUUUCUGAAGAACUGAGUUGCUUGGCAUAAAACUUGUAAUAAAAUGCCUCUGUGUGAUUAGCCUUCAGAAAAAUUUAACAUCCUUUUUUGGCUUCUAUUUUGGGGGGAAGUCACAGCUGUCUGUCACUUAUUCCAUGAAGUGGACUACAUAGCUUUAAAAAAUAGACAUAGGAGUGUUUGUAUGUGUUUGCUUAAGUAGGUGAGAGUGGCUGUGUAUAUUUAUGUAGUUCUUAUGUUGUUGUUAAAUGUUAAAAUGUCAGCAAUAAUAGUAAUGCACAGCAUUACUAAUGCAGUAAAACUGAUUUAUUGGUAUAUUUAGUGUUUGAAACAGAAUUGAAGUAAAAAAGUUAUAAUCAGUUUUCUUAAUCCUGAAUCUAAGCAGGUUCAUUCAAGGGUAGGUUUUUCUUCAAGGCACCUGCUUGACUCUCAGAUGUUGGUUUUUACUGUAAACUUGCUUUUUGAAUUAUUUCUGCCUUUUGCUCUGUAAUAGAAAUUGUCUACUAGAGUCAGGUGGCAGUGGAGUAGGGUAGCUCUUUGGAACUAUGUGGGGAACUUUCUCAGACAGCACCUUUCCUUCCCUUCCACUUGUAAUCGUUGUUCUAGGAUGUCCUGUGCAACUUUCACUUGGGCCUCUUUUUCUUCUGGUACCACUGAUUUUUUUUUUUUUAAAUGUGAAAUCGUCUGUAUUCAUUUGCAUUAUUGCAGAUUCUUCCAAUUGUAUUGUACUUUUGAGUCUUAGUAUUUAAUGAAUACUAUCCCUGUCUACAGUAGAAACCAUGUUAGUGUUACCCUUUUCCUUGUAUUACUGAAAUGUCACGUUAUCCACUUGGUGUGUGAAUGUAUCCUUUGACAUGCAUUUUCCUUAUUGUUCUGCAAGUGGUUGACUGUUUUUUUUUUGUUUGUUUAUGUUCCUUUAGACCUCAAAGACCAUGAUUCUCAAAUUGGGGAGCUUUAGAAAAUACCAAACUGACUAUCUCGAGGGUCAAGAAUGAUUCUGAUAUGCAACAGGGGUUAAGAACCAGUGCAAAACACUCACCACUAGCUCACUGGCAAUCUGUAGGGCUGGUAUUUAAGUAUUCAUCCUAUAAACGGUAACUUUUGCUGAUGAAAUGCAAAAGCAGAUAGAAAAAACUCUUAAGAAUAUUGGAUGAGCAGAUAAGAGCCUUUUCUUCCUUAGGCCUUUUGAACAGUGCUUCUAAACCUUGGCUACCAUUAUAAUCACUAAGGGAUCUUUUAAAAUUCCCAGUGCUCAGGCCUCACCUCAGACCAAUUAAAUUCGAAUCUCUGGGGGCAGGACAUGAACAUCAGUAUUUUUUCAAACCUCAGAUGAUUCCAGUGCCCAGCCAAGCUUGUGAAACUUUAUUCUCAAGAUAUUUAUUGCCCACAAAGCAUAAAUUUGUGCACAUUUGGUUUUAAUUAACCAUUAAACUACUUUGGGAUCUCUGUUUAUCAGCUUUCAGAGCAAUCUGCAUCAGUGGGUAUCAAAGUAUGAGCACUAACCAGCAGCAUCAGCUUCACCUGGAGUGCUUGUUAGAAAGACAGAUUCUUGGGUCCCACCCGAGACCUACUGAAUCAGAAAUUGUCUGGUGUCAUGAUCCCUGCAGGGGAUUCUGACUCAUGUUCCAGUGUGAAAACCACUGAUCUGUAGCAUUGCAGAGGGUAUUCUCUGCUGUGUCUGACUGUGGUAUACUACGUUUGUAUUGACUUCUGACAAGCCAAACUGAGAUUCCUUGUGUUUAAACUCAAAACCAAACUCGCUGCUAUUGAGUCGAUUCUGACUGAUAGUGACCCUGUAGGACAGAGUAAAACUGCCCCAUAGGGUUUCCAAGGAGCGCCUGGUGGAUUCAAACUGCUGACCUUUUGGUUAGCAGCCAUAGCUCUUAACCCCUGCGCCACCAGAUAAUACAUAUAACUUCUCCAAUAUGUCCCCAAAAGCUGUUAAUCACUUGCUAAACUUUAAAAUUACAGUUCUCCAAAUUACAGCUUAGGAGAGAAACUAGAUUGUUAAUUAAAUCCAGUUAUGAUAUAAUCAUUCCUUUAGUCUACAAUGAAAUCAUUUGGAUUAGCAGAAUUUAAUAAUAAUUUGAUGUCUGCUAAGUGCGAGGCACUGUUGUAGGCAAUUUACACGACUUCAUGCCACUUUUAUGUAGUGGGUACUAUUAUCCUCAUUUUGCAGAUGAGGAAACUAUCAGGAUUUAAAGCUCUUGCUUGUAAUUACUGAACUUCCCCUGACUUAAGAGAACUAAUAUAGCACCAGUGGUUAAGAGUACAAAGUACUGCAACCAGAAAGCUUGGAUUCAGAGGCCAACUCUGCCACUUACUGUGUACCUUGGGUAAAUUACUUAAUCUCAUCUUUCCCAUUUCCAAGUCAGAGAUAAUAACAUACCUUUUUUAUCGGCUUGUGGUGGUGAAGUGGUUAAGCACUCAGCUGCUAACCGAAAGGCCAAAGGUUCAAACCCACCAGCCGCUCGGUGGGAGGAAGAUGUAGCAGUCAGCUUCCAUAAAGAUUUCAGCCUUGGAAAUCCUGUGGGGCAGCUCAGCUCUGUCCUAUAGGGUCACUAUGAGUUGGAAUUGACUUGAUUGCGGCAAUGGGUUUUCUGGUUUAUAGGCUUGUUUGGAUUAAGCAAGGUAAACAUAUGUAAAUAUGCUGAGAACAGAGCCUGACUCAAAAUAAGCCAAAUUUUUUGUGGAUUGAUAAAUACAUUAUUUCCCCUGUGUUUCCAGAUUUUUUCCCCAGAUAUUCAAGUGAAUUUAUUGUAGUGUUCUCAGAUUAGCAAUUGGGCCCAGUGCUUUAAAUUUAGAGAUAUUUCACCUGUGAAGAUGUUUGGAAAAUGUAGAAAAAUAUAUUGAGCAUAUUAUGUGAAAAUGCAACUGACAUUGCUGUUUAAAAAUAAGUUUCUCCUAUGUUUUCUGAUUUUUCAGACACCCUGGAUAUACUAUAUAAUAAUUAGUAGCAAGGAUACUGGAGAUGUUUGUUUUAGUCUUAGAGAGUACUGUACUAAGGAGAACAUUUCAAUACACCAGCAAAUGCAUAGUAUAAAGUUUUUGCAACAUUAUUUUAUAAGGUUAUGGAAACCAAUAAACACAAUGUUGUAACCAUUUUUUUUAUCAACUUUAUUGAGAAAUAAUUUAUGUAUAAUAAACUACAUCCACUUAAA